This is a messenger RNA of Cyprinodon variegatus (sheepshead minnow), 2379 nucleotides long. Its product is annotated as cornifelin homolog B-like. The coding region runs from base 77 to 457 and encodes 126 amino acids. The transcript has 3 exons. Lineage: Eukaryota; Metazoa; Chordata; Actinopteri; Cyprinodontiformes; Cyprinodontidae. The record is from RefSeq and is a predicted model, not a curated record.
CAGCCUUCAGAACCUGGACUGAUUCUGGAGUAGACCUUUUUAAUCUGAUCUGAGUUGGGUUCCUGCAAGGAGCAGCAUGAGCUGGACAGUGUCUACACAGCCACAGAGGGUGGUUGUUUCUUCUGAUGAUGAUUGGUCUUCUGGGAUCUGCGACUGUUGUGAAGAUAAGAAACAAUGCUGUUUCGGCUUCUGGUGCUGUCCCUGCUUCGCCUGUCAAACCACAAAACAGUUUGGUCAGUGUAUGUGUCUCCCCCUGAUUGAUGUUUUGGGCUUCGUCCAUCCCAUCACCAUGUCCAUCAGGGUGUCCCUGCGCCACCGCUACGGGAUCAAAGGCACUUUGUGCAAUGACUGCUUGUGCUCCACCUUCUGUAUUCCCUGCGUUUGGUGUCAGAUGGCCACAGAAAUGAAGAAGAGGGAACUCCCACCUGUUCUGAGUGACAUCAUCGGCAGCAAGUGAUGCCACUGCUCUAAAGGAGCCUCGGGCAUCUCUUUUAAUUAAUAUGUUUAACAUUUUUCAUGAAUUAUGUGAUCACCCACACAAAAAACCCACACAGCAACAGCUUAUUUGCAGCUGUGAAGAAGCAGUAUGAAGGUCAGCUCUGUCUGAGGAUGCCCCUGGACCCAGUGCAAGCAGUGGAAGACAGCAGGUUCGGAACUUAUUCAUCAAAAGACUGUUCUACCCUAGAUGCACAUGGGAGCUUUACUACAGAUCAUUCCUCCCAGCAGCUGUUGAAAUCUUACCAUCACUGCUCAAUCCAAACUCAAUCAGUGUUUAUGUAUCCUGUUUUGCACAGUAUUUUCAUUCUUGUAAAUGGCCAACUGUUUUUUUUUUUUUUGCAUAAAUAUACAUACGCAUUUUACAGAUCUUUUUUUUUAAUCACAUUACUCAGUUGCACAGUCACUCGAUAGUUUUGAUGAUGGUGUUUUUAACAACUGGCUCCACAGUAUUCUUAGAUGUAAUUUCCCCAUUUGUUCCCCUUUUUUAUGUGUUUUAUGAUCUUUACCCUUGUGUGUUUAUCUGCAUGCUUUCGUUUGUCUAGCAUACAUGCCAUGUGUCAGCCCUCGUCAAAGCCCCCCCAAUCAUUCCUGCUCCCAAAAGAACACAGAACAAAAUGACUUCAAAUUCAUAAAAUUUUCCCAUAAAAUCCUUUGAGUGUCUUUUGCUGACCCAUCCGAAAUCCAUCCCAGACCAACUUCUUGAUCCAUUGAUUUUACCUACAGAGCCAACAGGUCUGUAGAUGCAGUAGACAUGAGGCUUCACUACAUCCUGCAGCACCUGGGCCCCCAGGAACCUAUGCUAGAAUCCUGCUUGAGGCCUUCACCUCUGCUCUCGUCCCUCCUGUAGGACAGGCUCUCCUAGCUGAGCAUGCCUGAUUCUAGCCUGCUUUGUGUCACAGAUUUUCUGACAGCCUAGAAGCAGCAUGUGAAGCUGGGAAAAUGUGAAGAUGGUCUCUGAUUUAAGGAAUAUCAGUACCAGUUCCAUUUUAGGCUUGUUUAGAACAAGCACUUCUAAUAACCCUCGUUACUGAGUCCAUCCUCAGCUGUUCCAUCAUGAUAUGGUGCGCUGCUGCCACCACCAGGGACAAGAGCAGGUUGCAUAAUCUGCUCUGCAGAAAGGGUGAUUGUCUGCAGUUGUCCUUCUCUUCAGAGAAUGCAUUCUGCAGGAAGGAUUGCAGCUUACCCCUCCCACUGUCAAAUCAAACUGUUUCACUCUUUUCUCUGCUCAUCAGCUCCAAAACCUCUUGCCACAAAUCGAACCUCUUCCCGGUUGUGGCUAGACUCAUUAUCAAGGCCCAAAUUUUUUACUGACACUCUCUGUUGCAAAUUAUAUGAAUGUCACCUUGACAUAAAUACUAUUUGAUUUAGUUGCAUUAUUUUGUUAUAUUUUUUAGUAUCUGUCAGGGAGCUCGUGCUCCACAAAAAGUUGCACUAUUUCCCUUUUUUUCACAUAAUUUCUAUAAAUUUCAUUGGAUUGUUACACAUUUUGAAUUUCACUUAGGUCAUGUUUGUCUAUAUUUAGCACCUUACCAUCAAAUCAGUUUCCUUGUAUAUGUUAAAUACUGCUGGACAAUACACCUUUUUUGAUUCUGAUGUGCAUCACUCAUCAUUCUGAGGUUUAUGUAAACAGCUCAUGUUUUUUUUUUUUUUGAAAUGUCUAAUGGUUUUUCAUCAACAUAUUGCAGCUGUUCCUUAUUAGCUUUGCUCAGUGAUGUAGAUCAUUAUACAUGAUGAUAAUCAUUUCUAUAUGUAAAGUAGAACAAUAUGGAAAAUGAGCAUGAAAGUUAGAAUAGUCACAAACAUCGCUUAAGAAUUACUACAUUUGGAUUGCCAUUUACAUUGGCAAUUACAUAACCGAACCCAAUGUCCAUGCAUGGCAAA